GAAAUUUCUGUCGCCAAUGUUUUUAUGAAUUCCAUUGACUUAGUGACUUUUUAACCGACAACGGAAAUGUUUUUACUGAGCGGGUGGAGUCGUUUUAUCUGAAGGAAUAGCAACAAGUGUGAAAAAAUCGAAGAAAUUCAAAUAGAAAAUGGGUUGUGCGGUGAGUACAACUGGGGAAAAAGCUGCUCUAGCUAGAUCCAGAAAGAUUGAUCGGGAUCUCCGAGCAGCUGGAGAAAAGGCUGCCAGUGAAGUGAAAUUGUUACUACUGGGAGCUGGCGAGUCAGGCAAAAGUACAAUAGUUAAGCAAAUGAAAAUAAUUCAUGAAUUGGGAUACACACCAGAAGAAUGUGAACAGUAUAGACCCGUUGUUUACAGCAAUACUAUACAAAGUUUAAUAGCCAUAAUAAGAGCUAUGGGCCAAUUGGGGAUUGAUUUUGCUGAUCCUAAUAAAGCUGAUAUAGCAAGACAGUUUUUCACCUAUGCCAGCUCAGCAGAGGAAGGUGAACUGACUCCAGAAUUGGUAAUGUUAAUGAAAAAGCUUUGGCAGGAUGCUGGUGUCCAGUUAUGUUUUGCCAGGUCAAGAGAAUACCAGUUAAAUGACUCUGCUGCUUACUAUCUAAAUGCAUUAGAUAGAAUUUCAAAUUCUACUUAUGUACCAUCACAACAGGAUGUCUUACGAACUAGGGUCAAGACCACUGGAAUUGUUGAGACCAAUUUUCUCUUCAAAGGUCUACAUUUUAAAAUGUUUGAUGUUGGUGGUCAGCGAUCUGAAAGAAAGAAAUGGAUUCACUGCUUUGAAGGAGUCACUGCUAUUAUCUUUUGUGUAGCAUUAUCUGGUUAUGAUUUGGUCCUCGCAGAAGAUGAAGAAAUGAACCGUAUGGUAGAAUCCAUGAAACUUUUCGAUUCUAUUUGCAAUAGUAAAUGGUUCGUGACUACGUCUAUAAUCUUGUUUUUGAACAAAAAAGAUCUAUUUGAAGAAAAAAUUGUACGCAGUCCGUUGACCAUCUGUUUCCCAGAAUAUACAGGCCCUAAUACUUACGAAGAUGCUUCAGCAUACAUAAGAAUGAAAUUCGAAAAUCUCAAUAAACUUAAGGACCAGAAAGAAAUAUAUACACAUUUCACGUGCGCUACUAAUACAACUAACAUACAAUUUGUGUUUGAUGCAGUAACUGACGUCAUUAUAAAAAAUAAUCUGAAGGAUUGUGGUCUUUUGAUGUAGACUUAAACUGUUUUUACAGGAUGUUUUAUACAGGAGUGCCCAAAAACAAGUUUUAUGAACUGUGUAACCUACCCUGUAUAUUGUGCAAAAUUCCAUCUAAUCUUAUAUACUGUGGUGGAAGGUGUACCUACUAAACACCCUGAAAAAACUGCAUCGAAAUAUGUAUAUAACUAAAAAUUGAUGGAAGAGUGAGUAUGUAUGCUGUAGAUAUACAGGGUUAUAUAAAAACAACUUUAUUCAAUUCUAAACGAUAUGAAUUUUAUUUGAAACUGGCAGCUCUUAAAAUACUUAAAAGGUUGUUGAUUUUUUUAACCUGUACUUGAUGCGAGAUUUGCUAAAAACUCCAGUGUUUUAUCCAUUAUUUAAAGACUCCAUGUACUUUACAUUUGAUUCAGAAAAUAUUCUCCUUAUAUAUAGACAAUAACGGAAUGUGUUUCCUGAAAAGUGAGAUUGAGGAGUGUUUGACAUCGUUACUUAGGAUAAUCGGAAAACUUUCCUAACAGUACAGUAGUCCAGAGAAAUAAGGUAUUCCCGUUAUUUUGACCAGGCCAGGUAUCUGACAAAUUUUUUGAGUUCUAGGAACUUUGAUAACCUAAACCUUCACGUUUUUUGUCAUGUAUUAUUACCUCUGAUAAUAAUUCUAAUGUUGAUAGUUCUUUUUCAGUUGACAGCAGCGUAGUGUAGUUGUGCUCAAACGAAAUGUUACGUGCUGUCAGUGCAUUAGAGACUUGUGAUGGACCAGGAAUUACGUAAGGGAAAUUGCUUAUGGGUUGACUACUGGUUUCAGUAUGCCUUUGCGAGUUACCUUAGAGUAACUUCAAAGUGUUUGGUAAAAGUGUGUUGUGAAUUUUCCCUUUAGUGAAAUGACCACUACGCAGACAAUUUAUGCAAAGUCGUAAACGUUUCGCUUCAUUAUGUCUUAAUGACAUGUCUAAUUUAAGAAAAUCAAGACAAGUGUAAAUUAAGUGUUUCUGUUUACAUAAAGAACAGUGGGGCGAAACAUUAUUGGUCGACAAGAAGUUUUUUGAUUUGGAAUUGCCCUUAGAUGAAAAUUUAGAACGAGAUUUUUCCUCUUGAUGAUUAAGAGAUUUUUGUGAAGUUUUUCCUGAAGAAACGAUUGAAUUUGAAGAUUGAGUGGUUUGAACAUGGCGUUUAGAACGAUUGGUGUCAAUAAAAUCUCGCAUAGCGUUAGUAAUCUGGGAAAACGAUGUUUGAAAUGACAUCCUUUCUAUACAGUGGAUAGUAUUUGCGUUGGCAGUAUAUUUCUCAUCAGAGGCCUCAAUAAGUGAUUGAGUCUUGUCAAAAUUAUCAAAAACUGAAUUCUAUCAAGUCUAAGUUGCAACUCUGUGAAGUUAAUUUGAUCUAAAGGAUUGUUUUUGAUAGAAUUAAAAUGUGUAGUGUAACGAAUUAAGGAUCCUCUGAUUUUUACAUAUAGAGGAAUACUGUACCUUUGAUUUGCAAAAAAUUAAGGACAAAUUUUAUUUUUUUCUUCGUUUGUUGAUUAUAACUUUAAAACUAUUCAUUUCCGAGAAAAGUUGCACUGACAUAAAAGUUGCCUAAUUAAAUUUCCUACAAUAUAGGAUUAGUUAAAAAUUUUAAAAAUUGUCACCCUUGUUGCAAAAUAGCAAUAAUUGCGAAAAAAAACAUAAAAAACAAGUAUUUUCAUUUUACGAUUUUCAACCAUUUAUGCUACACUUACGACCUUCAUACUUCACCCUGAAAAACUUUAUGAUAUAAUAAAACAAAACUGUAAAUUUCAUUAAGGUCGGUUCAAUAAAUUUUGCAAAAUAAAUUUUGCAAUCCAGCUUUCGCAAAAAAAUUCAUUUUUUUUUUCAAAAUGUUGCAGGACUGAACAUAAAGCAGACAGCAAGUUGAUUUUUUUACAUAUAGAGGAAUACUGAACCUUUGAUUUGCAAUUUGCAAAAUUAAAAUCGGUUAACUACCACGGCGUCAGGAAUUUUUUUAAAUAAACAUUAAUUUUUGGUGCUACGCGCAGGACAGCGGAUAAGUUUGCUCGGAUUGGGCAUUCCAAUGACCUUUGAUAAUAAUUGAUAAAUUUUAAUUUUUAGUACAUUUCGAUAUAAAUAAAUUUGUUUAUUGCAAAAUAAAAACACAUACUCUGUCCUUCGAAAUUAGUUUUUUUAGCAAAAACUUUCUUUGUUCAUAUAUUUUAACUUAGAGAAUAAAAGUUUAUUAUUUUUAAACAUAUGCAAUUGUUUAAACAAUAUUUCACAAACAAUAAUCAAAUUAGUUUGAUUUUUGCGGAAUUAAAAUAUUAAAUUAGAACAAAAUAUAGAGUAUUAAGAAAAUAGUAUAUUAGAUAUAGAUUGGAAGAAAUUUUGGUGGAAAUCAAGUUGUGUGAAUCGAACACCGCUGUCCUGCGCGUAGCACCAAAAAUUUAUGUUUAUUUAAAAAAAAUCAUGACGCCGUGGUAGUAAACCGAUUUUAAUUUUGCAAAUUGUAAAUCAAAGGUACAGUGUUCUUCUAUAUGUAAAAAAAUUUCAACUUAUCUGCUUAAUUUUCAGUCCUGCAACAUUUUUGAAAAAAUGAAUUUUUUUGCGAAAGCUGGAUUACAAAAUUUAUUUUGCAAAAUCUAUUGAACCGAUCUUAAUGAAAUUUACAGUACUGUUUUAUUAUAUCCUAAAGUUUUUCUGGGUAAAACAUUAAAGUCCUAAGUGUAGCACAAAUGUUUAAAAAACGUGAAAUGCAAAUACUUGUUUUUUUUUAUGUUUUUUUCGCAAUUAUUGCUAUUUUGCAACAAGGGUGACAAUUUUUAAAAUAUUUAACCAAUCCUAUGUUGUAGGAAAUUUAAUUACGCAACUUUUAUAUCUGUACAACUUUUCUUGGAACUGAAUACUUAAAAAGUUAUAAUCAAAAAACGAAGAAAAAAAUCAAUUUUUCCUUCAUUUUUUGACAUUUUAAUUAUUUAAACAAUGUUACGAACCUUUUUUGAGUGGGAGGAUAACUCAAUUAUUAUUAUAUGAGUUAAUUCCAAGCAAUUUCUGCAAAAAAAUAUGAGUCACCUCUCAACGUCCAUCUCAAAACAGAUGCGCCCUGGACUAGUAGUGGUAUGGCAAAACUUGAUAUGUCCGAUUUUUGUCAAGAUUAGAUUAUUUGUUUGAUAUGUUACUUAGUAACAUUUCUUCAAGUUUGCAGAGAUUGGUAUGUCUGUAGUGAAGGUAAAAUCGUUAAAAAUGAGAAUGAAAUAUAUUAUGAUAUGUCCGCUGUGGUACUUUUAGUUACGGCAGAACUUUACAGUGAUUGAUAUGUCGAUUUACUUUACAUCUUUGGGUGGGCAAAACAUGAUAUGUAUUCUGUAUAUUAUGUGUGUAUUCUAAAGAAAAUCAUUAAAAAAAGAUAUUCACUACACAAUUAUCUAACACCAGUUAAUAAAUUUCGUUACACCGGUAAGUUGAAAAUCACAUUGACAACGCUUUGAAAAUAUCAAGUAUUUAGAGGCUCUUUCAAACUUUCAAAAUGUUCUGCUGAAAAAUUAAGUUACGUGGACAUAUCAACUAUUGCCAUAACGCUACAGAAAAAUCGUUUCCAUUCUGUGUUUUUUCGUAGCACUCUUCCUAUUUUCUCUGUUGUAUCCUUUACAUAAAGUAGGACAUUGAAUUUAAUUGAAGAAAACUACAAAAUGUGUCAGAACAAGUCAAAUAUAAUGUACAUGGGGUUUUUAAUAGAAAUAAUAGUUAUGUUCCUUUUCGUAAAGCUGGAUACAAUACUAAAUUUUAUUAGGUGUACUUCAGGUGAUGUUUCAUAAGUUACUACAAAUUUCAAGCUGCAGUUUAGAGUAUGUGUUUUUUUAGAGGUUUUUAAUAUGUUGUAUUGAUAAUACAAGAAUAAUAAUAGCACAGUUAAAUACAUCUAAACAUACUAAGGUAUUAUAAUACUAAUAUAAAACUAUAAUAGUUAAAACAGAAAUCAGUCAGAAUGCGCAACAAAUUGGCGGUUUGGUAUUAGUGUUUAAGAAAUUCGAGUAGCCGCUUUAAAGAUAAGUACAUGCGGGUAAUUUAACAUCCCAUUAACCAUUAUAAUUAGUCAUUUUAGAACUUACAGUAAACACUUGCAUAUUAGUACAGUUUAAAUAAUUAGACGAUAAAUAUUAACCAACAGAAAUUCAACUUUUUUCUACUUUUAAGGACAAAAAGCAAGUUCAUUGACGGAACUGAAUUCAAAAUUAUUUUGCACAUCAUAUUUUAAACAUUUAACUCUCUUUUUUGUUGGUAAGAAAGUUAAUUUGUCUGGACUAAAUUACGGUUCUUUUGAUAUCCGAAAAGACUUGGUAUUUACACAAUGUUGCCAAACUGAAUUUUGUUAUAUAUAUAUAUAUAGUGACGAAAGCUUUCUAGAUCCUAUUUCUUUGGAGUAUGAGUCCCUUUUGCUUAUGUUAUCUUCUUAACGAUUUUCUCCAUUUUUUCCUGUCUCUAGUUUUUCCCGCCAUUCUCUGACUCAUGCGUUUUUUAAGUCUUCUUCAACUUCUUGCCACCAUUUUGAUCUUGGUCUUCCUCUUUUCUUUCUUCCUCCUGGAUUCCAUUCCAUCAUAGCAUAGGUCACUGCUUCAUCUCCUGCCCGCCAGAUCUAACUCUACAUUGCUUUAUUUUGGUCACGAUAUCUUUUUUAAGUACUUUCCUAAUCUCUGCAUUUGUUCGGCUUCUAUAUUCAUUUUGCUGUUCUAUUGGUCCCAGUAUGGUUCUCAUGAUCUUUCUCUCCACUAUUCUUAAGUUUUUUCAUCUUUUUUAGUCAUCGUAAUUGUUUCUGCUGCGUAUAAUAAUAUUGGUCUAAUUAUGGUGUUAUACAUUCUCAUCUUGGUUUUCGCAGUCAGUAUUUUGCUUUUAAGGAGUGUUUUAUUUGCAAAAUAAGCUUUAUUCGCUGCCAAUGUUUUUUUUAUUUCUGGUGUUCUUUCACCCGUUUUGCUUAUUGUCACUCCCAGGUAUUUGAAAUGUUCUACAUCUUCAAACUCUGAAUUUCCUAUUUUGGUUUUACCUUUUAUUGCUGUUUUCCCUAGUCUUAAUAUUUUUGUCUUUUUUUCAUUAAUCUGAGUCCCAUUGUCUCCCCUUUCUCUUUUAUUUCUUCUAGCAUUUCUUUUAUUAUGUUUCUAUUCUUUGCAACAAUAAGAAUGUUAUCUGCGUAGGCGAUUAUUUGUCCACCUCUUGUUCUUAGGUUCCCUUUGUUUAUAUUUCGUAGUACAUAUUCUAAAGCUAGAUUAAACAGUGUUGUGGAUAAACCAUCUCCUUGUUUCAUUCCUUUAUUUAUAAUGAAUUCAUCUGUCUCGCCUCUUUGCGUCUUUAUGCUAAUUUUGGUAGUUUUCAUUGUCAUAUUUAUUGAUUUUCUGAGUUUUGUAGAAUUUUUAAUUUUUCCAGGGCAAUCAUUAGUUCUUUUCUCUUAAUCGAAUCAAAUGCCUGUUUGAAGUCGAUGAACAGCUUUUCUAAUUCAUUUGCUUUUUCCAUUAUUUGUUUUAUCAUGUGUAUAGCAUCUAUUGUCGAUCUUCCUUCUGUGAAUCCACAUUGGUAUUGUCCCACUCUCUUCUUCGUGAUCUUUGACAAUCUUUUUCUUAUUAUCGAAGUCAAUAUUUUAUACGUUGUGCUUAGUAGUGUUUUUCCUCUAUAAUUUUCACAAAUUUGUUGGUCUCCCUUUUAUGUAUUGUUAUUACCUGCCCUAUCUCCCAGUCCGCCUUCUCUUCCUUCCAUAUAUUUUUCAAUAGUGAUAGUAUUUUUUCCUUCAGUUCCUUUUCUCCAUAUUUUAUAAGUUCCAUGUUAAUUUCGUCUUUUCCUUAAACUUUUCCAUUUUUUACUUCUCUCUACUUCCUCGAGUUAAUCUAUUGUUGGCUCUUUUGAGACUCGAUAUGUAUUUCGUCUGCUUCUUCGUCCACCGUGUCGUCUUCCUCGUGCAUUUCUUCUCCAUUGUAUUCCUCCGUCAAGACUUCUCUAUAUUGAUCUGCCCAUACCUGCUUAUAUUCAUUGUCUUCCAAUAUGACUAUUCCCUCUUUAUUUUUUAUUCCGUUUGUUUUACCUUUGUGUUUUUUGGUUUGUUCUAUAAUAUUUUUAUAGAAAUGUUUCGUGUUUCUAUUUGUUCUUUCCUGUUCUAUUUCUUGCAUCUUUUCAUCUGCCCAUCUUCUUUUAUCUUAUAAUUUUUUUAGCGUCCUUUCUUAAUUUUUCAUAACUUUCUGUCUUCCUCUUUAUCCGUUCUCAGCCAUUUAAUUCUAUUCCCUCUUUAUUUUUUAUUCCGUUUGUUUUACCUUUGUGUUUUUUGGUAUGUUCUAUAAUAUUUUUAUAGAAAUGUUUCGUGUUUCUAUUUGUUCUUUCCUGUUCUAUUUCUUGCAUCUUUUCAUCUGCCCAUCUUCUUUUAUUUUGUCUUAUAAUUUUUUUAGCGUCCUUUCUUAAUUUUUCAUAACUUUCUGUCUUCCUCUUUAUCCGUUCUCAGCCAUUUAAUUCUUGCUUGUACCUUUUUUGCUCUUAGUUCUUUACAUUCGUUGUUAUACCAUUCGUUUUUUGCAAUGAUUCGGCAUGAGCCACAUUCGAAAUAUGGCAACACAAGAAAUCGAUGAGGGACGACUUUUGUUUUGCGUUUAGCGUAGUAACUUUUUUAGAUGAGAUCGGAGAGCAGCAAGAAAUAAACAUAUCAAUCGUUGUAGUAGUAGUUGUCCUCUCAUUCGGCGUCUUCUUGUCCACUGUCGGACUCAGUAGACGUUGUGUCGCUGCUAGAAGACGAAUCAUCCCCAUCCAAACGGCCGGCUCGGCUUCUCUUGCUACCUGAACUCGCCUGCCUCUCAGUUGUCGCCUCUGAUUUGGUCUUUGCUGUUGUUCUGGCUGUUUCUGCUGCUGCGUCCUUUCGUCUAUCAAUUCUCUUCUAUGGUUCUGUACUUGUGCAUCUCCUAGUACUGUCUACUGCCUACUGUUUUCCAUGGAACCCGAGAAUACCCAACAACUUCCAUUCUUAGAUGUGUUGGUUAUAAAAAAAGAAGACGAAAGCAGAGGAUAUACAGGAUACCGAAAUCCAACCCAUACUAACAGAUAUUUACACCAUAAUCCUGAACAAUUAAAUUCGGUAAUAAAAACCAAUCACAAGAUCUGAAAAACUGACAGAUGAGAACGAGGAAAUGUACAAAAUCAAAACAGCUUUAAAAAAAGUGGCUUCUUCACGUCUAGGUACUAUUGAAAAGGCACAGAAUUCCCGUGGACUGACCGAGUCGCAAAUGAGAAGGUCCUCAGAAGAAUAAAGAAAGGUACUGACCACCAUCAAGUCUCGAACGUUACAAUACUUCGGGACACAUAAUGCGAAAUGAAUCCAGAUAUGCCGUCCUGCAAGGAAAAAUAUUUGGAAAGCGAGGGCCAGGAAGAAGAAGAAUAUCCUGGUUAAAGAACCUCACAACCUGGUUCAACACAACAUCUGUGCAGCUUUUCCGCACUAGAUUGCCAUGAUGAUAGACACAUUAAGAAGAAGAAUGAGAGAAAUUUCGGAUACAAUUCUUCUCUUCUUCUUGAAUACAAUUCAAAAGCCUAUAAAACAGAAGCUGUUGACGUUUUUAAAAUAUCUUCGUUAUUAUGUGCAUAUGUAUUUAUUAUUGAGUGACGUCAGCUUAUGCGUAGAUUUUAGGGUAAAAGUAAAUACUUCAGAAUAACAUUGCCGAAUUUGUAGAAGAAAAUUAUUCCUUUAUAAGCAUGCUUUGAACUGAGAAAUAUUUGCCUAUCUUCUUACAAAAUGUUUGAAUAACAAAACUCACCACAAAUUCUGGGCUGUAGCUUGAAUAUCUGUACAUCUUUUAUAUGUACAUACUAGUUAUAUUACAUAUGAGUAGUACAUAGUACAUAUGUAGUGAUCAACUAAAUUGUUUAAAGAUUAACUAUUUUGUACCAGAUUAUGUCUAUUUUUAAUAAGUUUUUACAGGUUCUUUCAUUAUUUGGUAUAAAGAGUAUCUUUAGAGUUCGUAUUGAAUUUGUUUAUUUUGUAUUUUUACUUGAAUGGGACAUUUAAAUUAAUUUGUGACCUAUCUCUCUUAAUUUCCUGUGAUGUUUCCUUGAAGUACAGUUUUGCUCUCUGUUUUAGUAGUACUUAGUUUUGUGAAGCCAUAUACAUUUUUUGUAUUAGAUAUCAUUCCGAGAAAAAGACUUGCGAUAACUAUAUCUGCCACAUUGCAGUAUUUAAAUUUUGAUACAAUUUUACAUUUGGAAGAAAUAGACUUUUUUCUAUUUAUUGUAUUAUAAUGUAAAGAGAUUAUAUAGUCGAAUGGAUGUAGGAUUUAAAAAUUUCCUCAGAUGCCAUAAAAAAAUAAUUUUUUAACAAUAUACAGUACAAUGUGCCUUCCUGUAGAGUAUAUUUUGACCACCACUAUAUGAAAAAAUGCCUAGAACAAACCGCCUACUUUGAAUGCUGUGACAAUAAUACUUCCUAAUGUUUAUAGCAUUAUGGGAUCUCUUUGUUGACUGUACUUAUCACGUUUUAUGCAUCUGUAGAAUACACAGUGCUUUGGUAAUUUAUUACCAUGCAUUUUUUCAUACAGUGAGGUUUUGUGUCAUUAGGUUGAAGUGAUACCAAAACGUAACCUUAUAUUUUUAAAAAUACAUAUCUAAAUUUGAAGUAGUCAUAUUGUCAAUUCUAUGCUUAUUAAUUUGUACCAAAUUUAAUUAUUGUACACUUCUAUUGUAUUAAAGCUAUGGAACCUUUAGCUUGAUAAAGAAAAAUUUGGCGAUUCUCUUUGAUAUUUUCAGCUGGAAAGUUUCUGUCUUGGAAAGAAUAAGGACUAUUUUAUCAACACACUAACAUAUGAAAAAUUUAAAUUCCGUUCAUGGAUGAAGUACAGAACUUCCGUUCAUGGAUGAAGCCAUUAAAGACAUUGGAGGCAUUUACUUUAUCAUGUCCAAACAUGUCAUUCAUAUAAUUUAGGCCGAGUAGCGGGCUACGUCUGUUCCAUAUUUGUUGGCGAGCCAUAAAUCUUUAAGGAUACACCGAUGUGGACAGUUUCUGCAUAUAAGAUGUUCUGUAUUGUGCAUUUCUCCACAGUCAUAGUUUACCUCAUCUCAGUCUAUUUUCCCCCAUUUUGUCAUGUUUGAUUUUACUGGAGCGACCCCCUUCUUAUCCUAUUUAAAGUCUAGAAAUUCGUCGAUCCAUUCAACAUGGGAAAGAGGAAAAUAUUCGGGCGGUUGAUCCUGCACUGUUCCAGGAAGCUUUUCCUGGAUUUUAGUCGCUUUCGUGGAGUUCCAGCUCUGUAUAGGGCAUUCUGCUCAUCCGCGAUUUAAUUUUCUCUAUGUGAUCUGCUACAUUUCUGCAUGUUGAGGAAUCUGCAAAACUCUCUGCUUUAUAUAGAUUUGAGACUGGCGUCGGUUUCAUGCAUCCCGUUACUAUUCUUAUGUCUCAUUAAGUACCCUUUCAGACUAAGACACUGGUGUCUGACACCGGUGUCCACGACUGGUGUUCAAUUGCACCCAAGCAUUGUUGAGCCACUAAAAUCAGCCAGACACUCAAAGUGGCUCGUCUGUAGUCGUUCAUUUAAAACAAUGCUUUGCUGCCGGUGGCGGACACCAGUGCCUUAGUCGGAAAGGGUACUUAGCGCAUCAACUUGCACGAAAGCAACCCCUGUUAUAAAUUUUUCUUCUAAGCCCCCCUCAAUGUGUUUUGUUAGUGCGCUGUAAGAUUUGCAGGGUCUGAAUCAUCCUUGUUGUGGGUUUCAUAUAGUUUAAAGAAGUAACAAUACUGGGAUUUUCUCCGUGAUUUUGGAAUUUCGCAGGCUUUACUGUGUUAUAAAGUUGCAAGAUCCAUGUUUUUGUUCCUUGGCCUAGGUGCUUUUAUUUGCUCGCUGCAUAUAUCAUCCACACCUGCAGCUUUACUGUUUUAUAACGAUUCAGUCUUCUUCUAGUGUCUUUAUAAUGGUUCUUACUUCUUCCAUUCACAAGGAGUUGAGGAGCUAUUUGGUUUGAUGUAAACUUGCAAGAUGAUUUAUGUUCCUUAGGAUCACUGCUAAGUUUUUUAACAAAGUUACAUGCUAUUUUGCUACUAUGUCUCAUGUCCAUUUCUCCAGGGCUUCGAUCCACUUUUCCUUUCUGGCUUCGAUCCACUUUUCCUUUCUGGCUUCCCAGUAUUCACUGGACAUCCAUUGUCCUCUACUUCCCCUGGGGAUAACUGUCCUAGACACAUUUCUUUAUUAAUUCUACAAAUUUUUCGUAGUUUUCUGAUUUUGGUUCAAGACGUAGCAGAUCGAAAUCUAGCAUGUCUGCAUUCUUUUCCCAAUUUGCCUGUUUGAAGUUAAAUCUGAAUUUGAUAACUUGUGGUCUAAUAAUCAGAAAGAUGUUUAUACUAAUUGGUCUGUGCUGAGUUUUUUGUAUGGGACCAUAUAUUACUUUGGUACAUCGAUCUUCGAUGUUAGUACUUGGAAAACAUAUCCGGGUUAUAUCCUCUUUUCCAAACUUAGGAUUAGAGGCGUAGACUCGAAUGCAAAGUUAGAAAUUGUAGGAAGUAAAUUUAGAAUUUUUCUAUAUAUCGUCCAUACCAUUUCCAACUAUCGAAUGUGAAAAAUCGGGUUUUUCAGAUUCGAUACCAUGUCCUCACAUUAUACGUGGUACAUCUUGUGGCAAAUUCUCGUUAUUGUAGCUUGAUUAGGAGCGCGGGAACUAUGCUGUUUAAACUAUCGAAUAUGAACAUUUUUCCAUUUGGUUUCAGGCAAACUGACGAAAAUGGUAUACUCGAUACUUUUGUUUUGUAUAAAUAUAACUAAAGGUAUAUUUUUGUACAACGCUAAAUAUCGAAUGUGUCACAUUCGUUAGUUUGUGUUGUAAUUUAUUCAAUAGUUAUUCAAUUAUAAUCUUUAAACUGUCGAAAAUGCUAAACUGCUGAGAAGAACAAAAUGCACGUGUUUACAAUUUGUGCGAAUUUUUUUUCAGUAUCGCUUCCAAGAAAUUCUUGUGAGGCAGUCUAUGAUUUCAUUUUAACGGAUUUUCAUUAUUUGACUAUACAGUUUUCGCUAUUAUACAUUCGCUACUUUGAAACAUCGGACCGAAACAAAUAUUUGAUUAAUACAAAAAGCAAAGUGACGAAUGUGAUUUUUUGGAAAGAAAAAAAUGAUAAGCAGUUCAAAUUUGUUAUCAAUCUAACAAGGAAUUAAACAUUACAUACAAAAAAUAUAAAAAUUUUCCCAUUCGUCAAUGCGUGAUUUAGGAGUCUAAAAAAGAGUUAUUUUGCUCUCCUGACAAGUACCACUUUUCACAUUCGAUAGUUGGAAAUGGCAGGGACGAAUAUGGAGUAUUAGUCAGAAUUAUUGUAAUUAGUUUGUUAGUUACAAAUGUAUAUUUGAAAUGGAUUUUAAAAUAUGGCUACUUUGAAAUAUCCUUAUAAUUCAAGUUAUGUAUUGCUUCAUCCUAUUAAAGGUGUUUUAAUCCAUGUCAUCAAGAUAUCACAAACUCAUCGACGAAAAUACCUGAUUUUGGUUAGAAUUAUUGGAAUAAUAAGUUUUGUUUAUUAAUUGAGUUAUAUUCAGUGGCGGAUACAGCAUCGUUAAGAGGGAGGGCCGAUUGGCUAAAUUUCUAUAAAUUAAAUGAAUGUUUUUAUAAUCUUUAUAUGUACACAAUUAAAAGAAAAUUAAAUCACUUGGUUGCGCGCCGCCUUGAUCCGCCACUGGUUAUAUUGAAGUAGCAUGUAACAUUUUUAUGAAUAAUUUAUCUAGAUUGCUGUGAUAGCGAAAUAUACAUCUUAACAUCAUAUUAAAAUAUCUUCGGUAAUUCGUUAAUUUAAAUUUGAAAAUUGGUUUCGUUAUAAUAUAAAAUUAUGAUACAAAUGAACAGAUUUGUAGUCAUAUUGAACCUAGAAGUGGCUAGAACAGCAAACUUAUUCACCUUAUCGUUUUCAUCCUGACGCUGCAAUAUAGUCAAAAAUAUACCAAAGGUACUUGAAACGGUAAUUUAAAUUGUUUAGGGAAAGUGAGUUUGUGAUUUCUACUUAUUUAUUGUUUGAUUGAUUAUUUUGACUGUUUAAAACUGGAGACGUAUAUAAAAUAGAUGUUAACAUAUUAUAAGAUUAUAGCCGAACGUUACGCAUAAAUAUGUGUUACAUUGAAUGUACUUCAUAUAUAUUUACUUAUUUUUUUAAUUACAUAAUAUUAAAUGAGAAUUCUACACCUAGUUUUUAAAUGUAUAAAUUAUAUAUUUUGUAUGAUACUUAAUAAAGUCCUUAUUAGUAA
Diabrotica virgifera virgifera (western corn rootworm) is the source of this 13388-nucleotide messenger RNA. It is a transcript of the gene Galphai, whose product is annotated as guanine nucleotide-binding protein G(i) subunit alpha. The transcript is spliced from 5 exons. The record is from RefSeq and is a predicted model, not a curated record. Gene Ontology annotation, molecular function: GTP binding; GTPase activity; G-protein beta/gamma-subunit complex binding. Gene Ontology annotation, biological process: adenylate cyclase-modulating G protein-coupled receptor signaling pathway. Gene Ontology annotation, cellular component: heterotrimeric G-protein complex. The coding region runs from base 149 to 1219 and encodes 356 amino acids. NCBI's taxonomy places the organism in Eukaryota, Metazoa, Arthropoda, Insecta, Coleoptera, Chrysomelidae.